CCAUGAUAUGUACAAUUUUGAGUUGAAAGAAGAAGAUGAGAACGAGGACGAGAUCAUUGAAAAACGACGUCAACAACGUCUCGCUAUUCUACAGAAGUACCAACAACGCGAUAAUUCUGAUUCUCCAGCUAUUUCUGCAGUCAGUUCACCCACAGGGAGUGAGCUCAGUGCAAGAGAUGCAGAAGUCAUCGUUAGGAAAGAUGUGCCAGCGAAACACGCCCCGAAGAUUGAACAAGCCCCACAAGUUGAGGAAAAAGUAGAACAGUCAGAUAUGUUUGCUGAUGAUUAUAAAGUAAUUAUCAUUUGACCAUUGAUAAAUAUUGCCCCUCCCGUGUUUACUAUGGUUAAUUUAAAAGUAUUUGAAAUCUGUCAUUCAGUCGUUUGAUAACAGACAUGCAGUCAACUGGCCAGUCCAGGCUCAAAAUAACGGGAGAUAGGUCUCCGGUCAAAAUGACCGGUCAACUUUUAGCUCGGUCAAAAUCUGUUUUUGACCGGUAAUUGAUACGCUUACACUAACAGUGAAACAAACUAUUAGAAACUUGUUUCGAUACAUCAUAUUUUCAUGUUUUAAUUCAAGACGUCUGUCACGUCAGCAAUCACAUUGGAAGGCAUGGAAAUGUGGCCGGUCCAAAUGACCGGUGAGGUAAAAAAGUGACCGGUCAAGCACGGCGCAAAAUAGUUACAUAACUCACAUUUUUAACUCACAGAGUCUCAUAAGUCACAUUUUUAGGGGUAUACUUUACUAGGCUUUGCUUUAAGCUGAAUAAUUUGACCGGCCAGAAAUUUGGUAUGUCCGAGCUAAAAUUGAGUUGGCCGGUCACCUUGACCGCGUCGACCCUCCAGCCGUUAUUUCGUGCCCUGAUCAAGAGGCAUUUUUGCUGGUCUUUGUCCGUUGACCGACCGUUAUUUUGAGCCUUGCAAUCACCACUUGACUAGCUGUGAUUUGAAUGAGGCCUUUUGUAACUAGUGAAGUCUUGAGAGGCAGUUUUCUUCAUUGUCGCGUAUUUGCGAUGAAAAGUGUUCAAAACCUAAAAUAUUUUUGCCGAAUUUGUUAAUCUUCUGGCUACCACCCUGAGUUACUUACAGCUGCUAAAGAUAGCACUACCUUUUCUUCUCGUGCAGGCUCCCGAGGUUUCAAAAUUAACGAUGAAAGAAAAUGAAGAUCCAAGCCUAAUGGACAAUUGGGAUGAUGCAGAAGGAUAUUAUCGUAAGUACUAACGUUUCUCAGUUCAGUUCAUCAGGAAAACAUCCAGUUUGGACUUGUUGGGCUGCAUGUCAAGUCGGAAUAAAAGAAUUGCAACACAUGUGGCGAAAUAAGAGUUAGGUUAAAUAUAAAAAUAUAAUACUUCUUGUUUGUGGAAACACUACGUAAAUUUAUUACUGCAAAGCUUUCGAUCCGUAAGCCCGGAUCUUCAUCAGUGCUACUAAUAUGUGACUUGUUCAAUUCACACUUUACAUUUUUUAAACCUAAUAAACUGGCAUCCUCCUGUCUGGUUCUUGUAGGUGUCCGUAUUGGUGAGCUGCUGGACAAGAGAUAUGAUAUCUAUGGUUAUACUGGUCAAGGUGUCUUUAGUAAUGUCGUGAGAGGGCGUGAUCAGGCACGUGGAAAACAAGAUGUUGCAAUUAAGAUUAUUAGAAAUAAUGAAAUGAUGUAAGUAAUGAAAAUGUAGUUGCAAGUUUAGUUAAACUAUGUUUAAUGUUUAAUGAAUUUGAUUUGUUGCUAAAUACAUUAAUUUAACUACACAAUAAUAAUAAAUAUAUAAACAUUGAAAUCACGAUUAAUAUAUUAGCAACAAGGAAGCCUAAAAUGAAACCAGCAGGCUUAUUUAAAUUUAGUCUCCCUUUGGACACGCAUGCAUUUGGGGUAAUGAAUUAAGUUUUCUUCUAUUUACAUAAUAUUAAUUUUGGCAGACAAGAGUACAUGAUCAUCAUAUCAAUAACUCAUUAUAUAACACUCAACAGUAUUUACAGUUAAGAGAGGGUGAUGAUUUUCAAUAUUUAGAGAAGAAAAAACCUUUCAGUUUUCUUUUAAAUGAAAUCAAGGAAGUAUAAUUAACUAGUUCUAAUGGAAGAGAGUUAGUUAGCGUGAGUGAAGUCUUUUUUCAUACCCUAUUUAAUUUCGCCUCGGUUGCUUUUUAGAAGAGUGCUUCUAGUUUGAUUCAAUGAAAAACUGCAGGUUUUCUUCAGGUGUUCCAGUUUCCUCCUGUAGUAACACUGUACCAUAAAGGGAGGCUCCUUACUGAACCUCUAGGAAGAACAGUUUACAACUGAUCGGGUUAUCCAGUAUAAGGACUGCCCCUUACUAUAUUUCCAGAGAGAACGGUUUAGAACGUCGAGCUGUCUGUCGAGUUGUUAAACUAUACAAGUAAACUUAGUUUAGUUUAUAUUCACCCUGUGGUAACAGUGUACCGAUAAGAGAUGACCCUUAUGUAUGUAUUAUGUAAGGAUGUAGUUAGUUUAUUGAUAAUUUUUGUUGUAUUUUAUGUUUGUUGUCAGGCACAAGAGUGGUCUUAAAGAGUUAGAGAUUUUAAAGAAACUCAACGAUGCUGAUCCUGAUGAUAAAUAUCACUGUAUUCGGUUGUUUCGACAUUUCUUUCAUAAGAAACAUCUUUGUCUCGUGUUUGAACCGAUGAGGUACGUUGUUACGUCCACAAAUUUGUUGAAUUUCUUUGAGCGUUACUGGGCAGCAGAUGAUGGUCAAUUUCAGAUCAGUGGCGGACACUUCGCGAAAUAUUGGGGGAGGGGCGAAUUAGAUUGUCACCAUGUGACCGCUUUUUGUUGUUGGAAAUCUUAGUUGUUUAAAUUCUUUGCCUUGAAUUUCAUGCAAUAUAUAGCUUAACCUGUAGUCUACGAUGCUUUUAUGGUUGAAAAAUGAUUGUCAUUGCUGUUUUUGGAAACAAAUCAUGCGUUAUAUUUUCCUGAUAGUCUAUUGCCGUAUUUUCGCACAAACGGAUGAUUUGUUAGUAUAGGCGAACUAUUUUUAUUAUAUAAACAUAAGUGUUAUAUAGAGUUUUUGGCCACUGAGAAAAAUCGUAUUUAAACACACGUAAAAAAUACGAUUUUUUACGUGUGAAAAUAUCAUUUGUUGUAAAACGCAUUGCCACGGACGUUUUAUUGUUUUUCACUGAAUUUUGUUUAUAUAAUAAACAGAAAAAUACAUGGGUGCUUGGAAAUACCAGAUUUAUUUCUCGUGUUGAACAUGAUAUCUCACUCGUUCGCUGCGCUCAAUCGUGAAAUAUCAUGUUCAACACUCAAAAUAAAUCUGGUAUUCACGCGCACCCAUGUAUUGUUCUCUUAUUUAUUUUACGAAAAUUCUUCACUCGACAUUUCGAGCGAUGUCCCUUCCAAAAAAAGGAGAGGCCACACUACUAUACUAGAGCCUCAGAUUUGCCUUCCAUUACCGCUACCUCUCACUCUCUUAGUACACAUCUGAUUGGUUAAUUGUGUAGAUUAAACGCAUCUGAUUGGUUAAUUGUGUAGAUUAAACACAUCUGAUUGGUUAAUUGUGUAGAUUAAACACAUCUGAUUGGUUAAUUGUGUAGAUUAAACACAUCUGAUUGGUUAAUUGUGUAGAUUAAACACAUCUGAUUGGUUAACGGUAUCGGUGGUGAAAGUCAAGUCUGAACCUCGCUACUAAUAGGACUUCGCGUCCCGUUUGUGCUUAUUUCAUUUGAGUGUAUUAUAUAAAUUCUAUGAUUAUAUAUAAUAUUCGAAAGUCAAGGUGUUUACAUUUUACUAAUAUUUUUAUUUCAGUCUCAACUUACGUGAAGUAUUAAAGAAAUACGGACAAAAUGUCGGACUUCAUAUCAAAGCUGUUCGCUCUUAUUCACAACAACUAUUCCUGGCUUUAAAAUUAAUGAAGAAAUCAGGCAUACUUCAUGCUGAUAUUAAACCUGAUAAUGUUUUGGUAAGGACAAUGUACCAAACUUGAGCUAUAUGUCCAUUGCAAUAGCUUAGGUUGGGUUAAGGUUGUUAUUUACAGCACAAACUUCGGACAAACAAACUGAAAUUGACUUUUGAAUGCAAAUGAACUAUAUUCUAAUGUUAAGCCUACACUUGUGACGUCCAUUGGAAUACGGCUAUUCGGCCUUCACCUGCAUGCACGAUGAUUGUUACCCCCUAACGUUAAAGGCUUGUUCGAAUCAAACAAACAAAAUCGAACAUUGUAGGCGCAACACUAACAGUCACUAUCUGUGUUUUCAAGGUAAGCUCCAACAAACUUGUUAUCAAGUUGUGUGAUUUUGGUUCAGCAUCUCAUGUGUCUGAUAAUGAAAUAACUCCAUACUUGGUCAGUCGAUUUUACAGAGCUCCAGAGAUCAGUAAGUGUUCUAUUAUUCAUGUUCAUGAAUCGAGUGUGAAAUAGCUAUCCAGUAUGAAUAAAGUUCUUUCAGACUUUAGUUCGUCAGAGUUAAUGUUUCUUAAUCUUGUUUUCCUUUAGUUAUUGGCAACACGUACGACUACGCCUUAGAUCUGUGGUCUGUAGGCUGCACAAUCUUUGAACUGUACACUGGAAAGAUCACAUUCCCAGGGAAGACAAAUAAUGAAAUGUUGAAACUGAUGAUGGAAGCCAAAGGCAAGAUGCCAAACAAGAUGAUACGGAAAGGAAUGUUCAAGAGCCAACACUUUGAUGAAAAUUUUAAUUUCCUUUAUGUUGAAGUCGAUAAGGUUACUCAGAGGGUAGGUUGAAAAUGAUUCUCCUGUUCUGUUAGGGUUGGUGUAUCCUAUCUAUUACUAUACUGUAGAUUCUAAGUCUUGAAAGAUUGGUAAGAAAUGGUUGAGGGAACUGACAUAGCGAGUCAGUUCACACUGAGUCAGUUCGCUUACAGUACCUAUGCAAAAUUCCUGCUGUGAUCACAGAAACUUUGAUAGGGCCAAAAAAACAAUAUGUGGGUUUCCGGUUUCCCGACCCUACCUAGCUUUUGGACGUCGAAAUCCCGACCCUAAACUUUUUUAUUGGAUCAUGCUUGUAAGUGUUUCCACUUAGAGGAAAAAGUUUGUGGAAAAUUGAAAUUUGGGGCAAUAUUAGGGAAAUUUAUCUUUGGAUGUGGAAGCACUGACUAAACAAAAUGGCGUCCGCUUGUUCGGAAAAUUUAAAAAAAAAAGUUAAAACCGACCUACCCUACCUAAGUUUUUAUAAGAAGAAACCGGAAACCCACAUAUUUUUUUUUUGCCUAGUGUAAACCUGGCUUUAAAGUACUUGGUAUUAAACACGCUUUAAAGUACAUGGUCCUCUUUUUAGUCAAAUUUUCCUUUCUUUGAAAGCCUGUAUGCCAAUCUUAUAAACACUAGAUUUGUGUAUACAAACUUGUCGUGGUUUGUUUCUGAACAAUCUUUAAAAUGUCUCGAACUUCUUAACGUAGGGUCUAUACUCAAAAUACGAUAUAAAAACGUAUAAUAGAAUACUAUCACUAGCUACACUGCACAUGUUGUGGAUACUUAACAUAUCGUAAAAAUUGUUACGCAUCAUGCAAAUGUUGUCGUUUGUUUUUCUUUUCCUUCGUAGGAGAAAGUGACAGUGAUGUCAACAAUGAAUGCGACAAAAGAGCUCACAGAAUCCUUGGUCGACUCGCACAAGGUGGAAGACGAUUUGAAGCGAAAAGUGUUGCAAUUUAAAGAUCUAAUGGACAAGAUUCUUCUAUUGGAUCCUUCCAAACGUUUGGCCGUGAAUCAAGCUUUGACUCAUCCAUUUAUUACUGAAAGAAUGCAGAGUUGAACGUGGCUAAAAUGAACGUGUAAGACGUAUAGAGGUUAACUUUUUUUAUUCAUAGUUAGAGUAUGUAGAUUUUAGGAUUUCUUGCUAUCUGCUGUGUUUUGUGGAGAGUUAUCAACGAUUUUGGUAUCUUUUCGUUCCAAGGGGAGACAAUUUUAUUCGAUUAGAUACGAUUCACUGCAGUUCACUCCAUCUAAGAGUGAUCUGUCGCUGAUAAAACAUUGUCUAUUCUCACUUAACUUCAAUGUAUGUCAAGAGCAUUUGAGAGGUUUCAAUCUGAUCGGCCAAUCAUGUUUAACUUUAGGCUCAUGAUGAUUGUGAGUUAUUAUAGGUAAUUCAGGUAAUUGAAACCUUUAAAUACUUGUAAUAUAAGCAUUGAAGAAUCUAAUUUUUUGUAUUAGAAUAGACAAUGUUUUUUAUGCACGACUGUGCAAGUCGUGCAUCUUAGUUGCAAAUGACGGUACAGUAACUUAAAGGGCCCCAUUGUAGUCAUUACGUAGUUGUUGAUAUAGUUGUAGUUUUGCACGAAACGCUUGUGAAGUGUCUCGAUACGUUAAAGCAUGUAUUGAGAACUGGUUUAGGAGAGAUCACUAGUUUCGUGGCGGGGAUACUGAACGAUUCAUACUCAAGUUUUUGUCCUGGAUAGGUUAUUCGUUACUCUCAUACUUGUCAAUCACAUUUAUGCUUAAUUAUAAUUCGUGUUUGGAAUGAGUGUGUAUAUACAUAUCUACAUGCACAUAUCACUGUUUGACAAGAGUUUAUAGCUUAUAGCGGUUUUUAUCUCGUAUCAUUGUUGUAUGCUUCCAUAAUGCAUUGAAAAUUCGAAUGAUAACUGGUUUAAAUAAUGCUAAUUUUGAGCCAGAGUAGCAUUCACCAACAGUAGACGAUUUGAUUCUAGUUUGCGAAGGCAAUGUUGCAGAAAUUGGAUCAGUACGCGAAGCAGGGUAUUUUUUAUGAAACACACAUCGAAUGGAGUAAAAUGAUUGAAACGUCAUAUAAAGCAUGUAUGAAACUAUAGUGGACCAAGUUACUCGACAUUAUGAAAAUUCUGGUCAGCUUUUCAGGCUACUUUUAUUCCCUGACUACGAAGAAACCUGGUAGCAGAUAUAGAAAUCCAUUUCCAGAAUGAAACUACUUAUAGUAUGCCGUUUAGUGUAUAUUACUGUACUUGGUUCCCAAAUUUGUCAUGGGUUUUUUCAUAUUACUUAUGUUGCCAUUACUUUACAAAGUUUUGACAAGUUUCAUAAGACACUGAAGAAUGAAGGGGUUUGAUACAGCAAGAACUGGAUUUAUAUUCUGUUGUUAGUUCGAAACCUUUUGCUUCACGUUAUAGAUCAACUAAAACUAAGGUGAUGUAAAACUAAGGGUCAAUAGAUAAUUAGACCCAAGAUCUAGAUCAAAGAUCUUGUCUUUGUAAAACAUUUUCUGACACUUGAUGAAUCUUGCAGGUGAUCCAUUGGAGAAGAUGUGUCCAGAGACGACAUUAAAAAUGCAAUAGAUAACCCGUGUGUAGAUCUGAUCGUAAGUAACGUAAAAGUAUGACGAGGUUUCUAGCAUUCUAAAGUGUUGACCGAGCAAAACAUCACCCACCACAGUCCAGUGUCUCUCAAAAAAUUUCUUACCUUAAUUCAAAUUGACAGUAUAUAUUUUCCUGUCAGUCAUGUGAGCAAUGUUUGUUUGUUUGUUUGUUUGUUUGUUUGUUUGUUUGUUUGUUUGUUUGUUUGUUUGUUUGUUUGUUUGUUUGUUUGUUUGUUUGUUUGUUUGUUUGUCUCAGUGUCUGUCCAAUGUUUGUUUGUUUGUUCAUCUCAGUGUCUGUCCAAUGUACGUCAGUUAGUCAUAUUCCGACCAAUGAUUGCUUCCAAUCCAUCUACGUGUAUAUGUGCUAAAUAUGUCUGUCAUCCUGUAUGCCUUUUCCUCUACUGAACACUAUAAUUUCCAUUAAACGAAAUGCUUUAUUAUUUCUAUUUCAGCUUGCAACGAUCACAAUUGCACUGUAUCACUAUAGAUACACAAAUGGUCUAGAACUCCGCAUUAUGACCGGCUCAUCUUCUGCAUUGAAAUGCAUUGAAAGCGGUAAUGCUAAAAAAUUCAAGACUCGCUUGAUUUAAUGUGUAACUUAUUGUUCUUAAUGGGACGUAUACAGCUGUCCAGAAAUUUGGUUUAAUAUUUCGUGUAAAAACGUAAAGUGUUUGCCUAAUGUUAUUUGUAAUUGUAAUUUUGUCGAUGAAAGCAUCAUAACAAAUUGUAUAUAGAUUCAUAUUGGAAGAUUCAUCAGGAAUCCUUCGCAUUUUAUUUUUUACUACGACUUAUCCUGCAGGAUGGGCAAUUGACUGAUUACUGGCGAUGAAUAUUUUAUAAUGGUCCUUAAUCAUGUUAGGACAAAAUGCCAAUUAUUUCAACUACAGUAUUCAUAUCCACGCAUGGAUGAGAAAUUGGAACUGAUCAAAUCAUUUUUGACCAGAAUGUCAAUGUAUUUUUUGCGUGCCAUGUAUAAUGCAGAUCUCAAAUAUACACAAAUGAACUUCAUUAAACAUGUAGCCAUCACAACGCACAGUGUUGGGUAUUUAGUCUAAAUGAUUCCUUUCUUUGUCUCUGACAGUUGGAAAUCUUAAAUGGAAACUUGAUUGAAGAUUAGAUGAAGUGUCGCCUUUGAUUUUGAAGGUAAACAUUGUGGUGGAAGUGGGAAAAGUCCAUGAUCUGUGGGAUUGAUGGUAAAAGUACAAAUUGUAAAAAUGUUUCUUUUUACAGAUUCCGACUAUCUAUUUUAGAUGCAUUCAUCUGGAUUUAAGAAUACCUUCAAAUACAAGGUCAAGAGGAGUUCAGUUCUGGUAUAUUAAUUUAAA
Molecule: messenger RNA, 8553 nt
Organism: Paramuricea clavata
Lineage: Eukaryota; Metazoa; Cnidaria; Anthozoa; Malacalcyonacea; Plexauridae
Source: the annotation of a GenBank genome assembly